Molecule: messenger RNA, 2056 nt
Organism: Passer montanus (Eurasian tree sparrow)
Lineage: Eukaryota; Metazoa; Chordata; Aves; Passeriformes; Passeridae
Gene: CPZ
Product: carboxypeptidase Z
Exons: 11
Coding region: 51-2000 (649 amino acids)
Biological process (GO): proteolysis
Molecular function (GO): protein binding; metallocarboxypeptidase activity; zinc ion binding
Source: RefSeq, a predicted model, not a curated record
UCAGGCAGUGAGUGCCACAUCACUGUGCUGCCUGUGCAAGGGGCUCCAGCAUGGUCCUGAGGCUCCUGCUCCUCCUCGGUGGGCUGCUUAGGGCCACCAAGCCAGCACCCCGCUGUGAAACCGGCCAGGAGACCCUAGGCCAAUGCCAAACUAUACAGAAAGCAAAAUGCGUGGAUAUUGCCCUGAGUUCUUGUACCGAUGUUGCCUACACUCAAAUGGUGUACCCCAACUUUCUGGAUCAGAAGUCUCGAGAAGUGAUUGAGUACAGCUCUGAGUACCUGCUCAUCAGCGUGCUGCACAACUUGCUCCAGGGGGAAUGCAACCCCGACCUGAGGCUCCUGGGCUGCUCAGUGCUGGCCCCGCAGUGUGAGAAGGACAAAGUCAUAAAGCCCUGCAGGCACGUCUGUGAAAACCUCAAAAAGAAUUGCCUCCCUGCCUUUGAUGCAAUAGACAUGGCCUGGCCCUACUUCUUAGACUGUGACCGCUUCUUCGCUGGGGAGGAAGAGGGGUGCUUCGACCCGCUGGCAAAGCUGAGAGGAGAAGUAGAUGCUGAGGAAGAUUUGCCUUCAGACUUGCCAGCAACUUUUAUUCAGUUCAAACACCAUUCAUAUUCCCAAAUGGUGAGCACGCUGAAGAAGACUGCCUCGAAGUGCUCCCACAUUGCCACCACUUACAGCAUAGGCCGCAGUUUUGAAGGGAAGGAUCUUUUUGUGAUUGAGUUUUCCACCAAGCCUGGACACCACGAGCUGCUGAAGCCAGAAUUUAAGUACAUUGGCAACAUGCACGGAAAUGAAGUUGUGGGGAAGGAACUGCUGAUAUACCUCGCACAGUAUCUGUGUUCAGAAUAUCUUCUUGGGAACCCUCGCGUCCAGACCUUGAUCAACAACACCAGAAUCCAUCUCCUGCCCUCACUCAAUCCUGAUGGGUAUGAACUGGCUGCAGAAGAGGGGGCUGGUUACAAUGGAUGGGUCAUCGGACGACAGACAGCUCAGAACUUGGACCUGAACAGAAAUUUCCCUGAUUUGACAUCUGAGGCUUACAGAAGAGCUGGGAUUCGUGGGGCCCGUCUGGACCACAUCCCCAUUCCACAGUCCUACUGGGGGGGUAAGGUGGCCCCUGAGACAAAAGCAGUCAUGAAGUGGUUGAGGUCUAUCCCAUUUGUGCUCUCUGCCAGCCUCCAUGGGGGUGAGCUGGUUGUGACCUAUCCUUAUGACUAUUCAAGGCAUCCUAUGGAAGAAAAAAUGUUCUCCCCUACACCUGAUGAGAAGGUGUUCAAGAUGCUGGCUAAAGCCUAUGCAGAUGCACACCCCGUCAUCUCAGACCGGUCUGAACUUCGCUGUGGAGGGAAUUUUGUGAAACGUGGAGGUAUUAUAAAUGGUGCUGAGUGGUACAGCUUCACUGGAGGUAUGGCAGACUUUAAUUACCUUCACACAAAUUGCUUUGAAGUUACCGUGGAGGUAGGAUGUGAAAAGUUUCCUUUGGAAGAAGAACUGUUUACAAUCUGGCAUGAAAACAAAGGUGCCCUUCUGAAUUACAUGGAAAUGGUUCAUCGGGGGAUAAAAGGAAUUGUGUCUGAUAAAUUUGGCAACCCAAUAAAAAAUGCUCGUAUUUCAGUCAGGGGCAUUCAGCAUGAUGUCACCACAGCUGCCGACGGUGACUACUGGCGGCUCCUGCCUCCAGGGACGUUCAUCAUCAGCGCCCAGGCGCCGGGCUACAGCCGCGUGAUGAAGAGGGUCACCAUCCCCGCCAGGAUGAAGCAGGCUGGGCGAGUGGAUUUCGUGCUGCGGCCCGCGGAGGCCUGGCCCAACAAGCUCCUCCGGCGCUCCAUGGAGGACGCGUACGACCCGUACGACCCGCUGGAACUUUUUGACCCUCACGCCCAGCACGGGCAGGCCGAGGCUCGCGGAGGGUCCGCAGCAGGCAGGGAGAAGCCCUGGUGGUGGUCGUACUUCAGCUCUCUAGACCUGCACAAGCCUCUGUGGCUGCUCAAGCAGCGCUGAGGGACGUCGCCACGCUCGGCUCGGCUCACUCCGCUGCCCUUCCAGACACCCUCACU